Quercus robur (English oak) is the source of this 747-nucleotide messenger RNA. RefSeq lists its product as uncharacterized. Lineage: Eukaryota; Viridiplantae; Streptophyta; Magnoliopsida; Fagales; Fagaceae. The record is from RefSeq and is a predicted model, not a curated record. Bases 1 to 747 code for a protein of 248 amino acids. The transcript has a single exon.
AUGCCAGACAGGUUUGCCCGCCCACUGUUCAACUGCUAUGACAGGAAGACAGAUCCGGUAGAACACGUCAGCCAUUAUAUUCAGAUGAUUUCUUUGCAUACUCAUAAUGAUGCGCUCAUGUGCAAGGUAUUUCCCUCGAGUUUGGGACCGACUGCAUUGAGGUGGUUUAAUGGGUUACGGAAAGGAUCCAUAUGUAGUUUCUCCGAGCUAAUUCAAGAGUUCGGAAUCCGGUUUGUGACGUGCAGCCGAGUACCUCAGCCAGUAGACGCACUCCUGUCAAUGAAAAUGAGGGUGGGAGAGACCCUCCGUAGUUACACCAGCCGAUAUUGGGAGCUAUACAACAAGAUCGACGGGGAUAACGAAAGGGUGGCGGCAAGCACAUUUAGGAUGGGGUUGCUCGAGGAUUCAAGGCUACGAGAGUCAUUAACCAAAAAUCCGCCCGAAGGCAUGCGACAGCUUAUGAGACGCAUCAAGGAAUACAAACGAUUAGAAGAUGACCAGCUACAAAGCAAAGGCAAGGCGUCGAUGAUGACUCGUCCCCAACAGGUAGGUUUCCCGUUCAGGCCUCGUGGGGGUCCGGUGAUUCAAGAACCAGCCACACAAAUGGGAGAAGUGAACGUGACGUUUAAGGAACCGGUACACAGGAUUCUUGACCGGAUCAAACACGAGCCGUAUUUUCGAUGGCCGAACAAGAUGGGCGGGGAUCCAUCUAGAAGGAAUCAAAGUCUAUACUGCACUUAUCACUGA